Molecule: messenger RNA, 464 nt
Organism: Aureobasidium subglaciale EXF-2481
Lineage: Eukaryota; Fungi; Ascomycota; Dothideomycetes; Dothideales; Saccotheciaceae
Exons: 1
Coding region: 70-282 (70 amino acids)
Source: RefSeq, a predicted model, not a curated record
UGCGAUUUCUUUGAUCUGCCUGUAGCGGAAGUCGAGAGGCUACCCGUUAAAUUCCUUGUUGGUGUGGUGAUGACGAGUGGCAAGAAGCUGGAGAAGGAACUGGAGGCAAAAAAGAAGGCAGACUCGGAGACUACAGCCAUUGUCAAUCCACCCUUCGAGAACGACAUUUGCCUUUACCACGAACAUACUACCAAGAAGGAAAUGAAGGCAUGUCGUGCCCGCCGUGGGACCAGCCAACAAGUGAAGAGUGAGACAAAAGCUCUCAAGCCGGCACUACGGUAAUGGUGGGUGACUGAGGAGACGAAGGCUACCCAUCUCUGUACUUCACACUGAUAUACGGCCUCAACUCAAGGGUUUUUUGGGAGCACGUGGUGUAGGUAGUCUUUUCAGGGUCAUUAAGGUUAGACUACUUCGAGUCAUCUAUACAUAGUUGUGCCCAUGCAUCGAACUCUCCUUGCACACCA